AUGAAGAUUGACAAGGAAAUCUCUCACCCCAUCCACCUACAACACAAGCUCAAGAUUGAAUACACAGAGAUCCCAUUCUACUGUGAUGGGUGCAAAGAACCUGGCAUUGGCCUCAAAUACAAGUGUCAGAAAUGUGAGUUUGACUUGCACAAGGCAUGUGCUGUGGCUGCUCCCAACAUCCACCAUCCCUUCUACAACAAAUGUGAGUUUCAGUUUCUUUACAACCCGCCUGGCGCUGCUAGGAGAGUGUGUGAUGCAUGUAGGAAGGAUGUUUUGGGGUUUGUGUACCACUGCUGGAAAUGUGAUUUUGAUCUGCACCCUUGUUGUGCAAACCUCCCACAAGUCCUAGAUGAUGGGGAGCACAACCUUUACUUGUGCCUCAAGUUAUCUAGUCCUUGUCAUAGGUGUGGAGGCAAGGGGCCUGGUUGGUCUUACAGGUCUGAUUGCAAGACCUAUAACCUUCAUGUGUCAUGUGUGAAGGAGUUGCUUGUGGAGAGCUGGCAAGCCAUGUAUCUCAAUGUGGACAAGAACAAAGUUAGGGAAAUGCAGACUAGAAUCCCAAGCCUUAAGGGAACACUGAAAAACCAUCAUGGAGGGAGAGGAGGAGGAGGAGGAAAGGUCAGAAAGUGUUGCCAGAUUGCUGGUGGUGCCGUUCGUGUUAUUGUCUCUGCAAUCCUGGGAGAUCCUACUGCUCUUAUAGGCGCGGUUAUCGGCGGUUUCAUAUCCAAGUAG
Prunus armeniaca (apricot) is the source of this 732-nucleotide messenger RNA. NCBI's taxonomy places the organism in Eukaryota, Viridiplantae, Streptophyta, Magnoliopsida, Rosales, Rosaceae. The record is from the annotation of a GenBank genome assembly.